Mya arenaria is the source of this 3919-nucleotide messenger RNA. RefSeq lists its product as uncharacterized. The transcript has 2 exons. Bases 288 to 1082 code for a protein of 264 amino acids. The record is from RefSeq and is a predicted model, not a curated record. NCBI's taxonomy places the organism in Eukaryota, Metazoa, Mollusca, Bivalvia, Myida, Myidae.
CAUUGUGCACAUGGUGUAGAUAACCACAAGGUGUAUACGGAUUACUGUAUUCGUCAUGCUUUAAUUAAAAUGUUAACUUUUGAAAUAUAUAUUGGAAACGGAUAAAUAUUCGUUAAGUGUUAGUAUACUGUAGUAGGUGGAUAAAAGGCGUUGUUAAUAUUCCAAAAAUACAUUACAUGUAUAUUGCACCGAUGAAUAGAACUGCAUUUACUUAUAACGAACACAUGCAUGAGCAACGUGGUGAAUGAGUAAGAUAAAAUGGACACAAGAGAUAACAUCGACAAUUCAUGGGCUUUACACGACACAGCGGGCAUGGCGUAAACGAAAUGAGUAAAACUAAGAACAAGAAAUCUGUACGCAGUCUGAAACUGAGAGCUACAAUUAACAAUGUGAUCCGCAGCAUAGAAUCCGUCAUGACAAACACUAACAUCGUCAUGGGCGAGGUUGAAAAUCUCGUCAAAGAUAUUGACAAAAUCUCUGCACGGCUGGAGGCAAGGUUUGGGCAAGGAGCGCUGAACGAGAGUGAUGUGCGCUAUGACAGCAAUCGCAACGUGUGUGAACCAGCAGGUCCAUCCGGAUGGCCUGGAUGGCCAGAGGCCGCCUCCAACUCCGUGCUGCCGUCUCCGAACAUGGAUUACACAUUUCUGGAUCUCUCCCAAGAAUGCACCGACUGCGGUAUGGACAACAUUAGAAAUAUAUCAUACACGGCCAAAUACCCGCUGUGGAUCCAGUGUGACAGCUGGAGAGCCCCCACCUCCGUGUCGGAACUGUCGGAAGUAUCCGAGGUCAGUACCUGCUUCUCUUCGUGUUCUGAUAGAGCAUCGCAGCACUCACUGAACAAUUUGAACAACGCCCAAAGUGUUUACCAACAACAUCAAGAGAAGCGACAGACUAACGAGAACAUGCAGAAAAUAAGGCAAUGUUGUGUUGUGACGUGCAUCAAUCCGGAGUUAACUACAGGCGGAAAUUAUUGUGGUUUGUAUGAAGACAUCAUGGAGGCAAAGUUAGAAGAUUUAGUUUGGACCGACCUCGAAUGUGACGAAAGUCUCAGUGACAGUGACCAUCUGUCCGACGGUUAUUAAUAGAUUUUAAGACUGCGGCGUACUUAUAUUGAACUGUUCUGAAUCUUAUAUAAUUUAUUGCAUGUCUAUGGCUUUUUAAUUCAGCUUUAAAGUGACACUCUUAUUCAAAAUCAAUACAAACACAUGUAUAACAAACAUACAUUCCAUACAUUUUGAGUGAUAAACCUUUAACUACUUACUAAUUAAUGCAUUUAUGGAAAAUUUUAAUUACUGAUAACAAUAUUGCAACCGUGUAUUUAUAGCUGAAAACGCAAAACUAUUAAAUGAUUGGUGAAUGCUAAAAUACUUACUGUGAUCUAUCAUCGUUACAUAAGGUAAAAAUACCGUUUUUUGUGCACAUUUCUUUCAAAUUUAACUCGGUAUCCUUGAUAAGAACCAUUGUUUUCGACAUUCAUUCAUCUUUUUUGAUAUAUCAAAUAAAUUUUAUUAAUUUUGGUAAUCUUAUUUGGGAAUAAGAGUGCAUCUUUAAAGAUUAAUUUGGAUAAAUGUUUUAAUAUGCAUAUAUAAUUAUGCAUAAAAUACACACGUUUUGCUGAGAGCAUGGUAGUUGUGGAAUCAUCAAUGACAUACAGAAUAUGUAUUAGCAUGCAUCGCAUACAGACACUAUGUAAUGGCUGGCUUUAUCGGCCUAACUCUGACGAAACGUAGAUAUGCAUUCAAUAAAUUUAAAGGAUAGCAAUUCGUUCAAUAAAAGGCCAAUGAUUCGUUCAAUAAUUUAAGGCCAAUGAUUCGUUCAAUAAUUUAAGGCCAAUGAAUCGUUCAAUAAUUUAAGGCCAAUGAUUCGUUCAAUAAAAGGCCAAUGAUUCGUUCAAUAAUUUAAGGCCAAUGAUUCGUUCAAUAAAAGGCCAAUGAUUCGUUCAAUAAUUUAAGGCCAAUGAUUCGUUCAAUAAUUUAAGGCCAAUGAUUCGUUCAAUAAAAGGCCAAUGAUUCGUUCAAUAAUUUAAGGCCAAUGAUUCGUUCAAUAAUUUAAGGCCAAUGGUUCGUUCAAUAAAAGGCCAAUGAUUCGUUCAAUAAUUUAAGGCCAAUGAUUCGUUCAAUAAUUUAAGGCCAAUGAUUCGUUAAAUAAAAGGCCAAUGAUUCGUUCAAUAAUUUAAGGCCAAUGAUUCGUUCAAUAAUUUAAGGCCAAUGAUUCGUUCAAUAAUUUAAGGCCAAUGAUUCGUUCAAUAAAAGGCCAAUGAUUCGUUCAAUAAUCUAAGGCCAAUGAUUCGUUUAAUAAUUUAAGGCCAAUGAUUCGUUCAAUAAUUUAAGGCCAAUGAUUCGUUCAAUAAAAGGCCAAUGAUUCCUUCAAUAAUUUAAGGCCAAUGAUUCGUUCAAUAAUUUAAGGCCAAUGAUUCGUUCAAUAAUUUAAGGCCAAUGAUUCGUUCAAUAAAAGGCCAAUAAUUCGAUCGUUCUGAUAACGUUUCGUUUUAUGAUUAUUUCUUGUUGAAAACAACAACAUAACUAUGAAACAAUAUAGGAGAGCAGCGUAAUGUAACGUUAUUUUUUUUUCGUUUCGACUGAAAUUGCAGUAAUUUUCUGUAGUUCUAUAACAACCUCUGUUGAAAUGAACCCAUUCGUGAUAUAUAAGUGUCGUUUAUCAAUCUCUCCUACGCAAAGGAAUACGGAAGACGUGUUAGCAGUAACUUUAGGUAACCCUUUAUUUAUUUAGUAUAUAUAAUAUGAUGUGUUUAACGAUUAAAUCAUAAUAUGCUUAUAGUUGAUUUUCGUAGAGGGUAACACUGUUAAUAAUUCAUUUGGAAAAAUGUUAGUUAAUUGAUCAUGAGUAUGGUAAUUGUUUGUUUCUUAAUUCAAUUGUAAUUGGUUCAUAAAAUUUCAAUGCUAUAUUUGUUUUUUAUAUCAUGCGUCCCUUUUUCGCAAACAUAUAUUAAUGUAUAAGCUCCCGUACCCCUCACAAAUUAUGUUAUACGUUCGUAUUUUGUCGUCAAACUGUCCACCACACGCCAUUUCUUAUUCAUACUGGUCCUUACAAUUGAAUGUAAAGUGGGAAAUGAUGAAUUGAAUGAUCAUUUAACCAUUCAUUGAUAUUUUAUAAACAUAUCUCUACCCUGGUCGAAACUCAGCAUUAGCAAACUCCAAACUAAUACUUAAAGCUGCACUGUCACAGAUUUACCAUUUUUACAACUUUUUUUAUUUUUUGUCUUGGAAAGACCAAAUUUUUGCGUAAAUAUCUGCAAAAUAAUGAAAUAAGAUUGUUGACAAAAAAAAAACAGAUCGUAGAUUUUCAUAUUUCCGUUUGAAAAGUAAUGUUUUAUGGCUUAAACCGUUACUAACGGUUUAAGAAAAAUGCAUAAAACAUCUUUUUUUGAACUUGAAUAUAAAAAUCUACGAUCUCAAUAUUGUCAGCAGUCUUAUAUAACUGGUUUCCAUGGAUUUUCGCAAAAAUUGGCUCGUGCAGGAUAAAAAAUAAAAAAGUUGUCAAAACGUUCAAUCUGUGAGAGUGCAGCUUUAACAACAUGAAUGAACCAUUAUCCGCAUCACUCACUGUUAUGAAUAAGGUCAUACUUUGGUACUCUGUUUUAUACGUAAAAUUCAUUGUAGUGCAUGUAGCAAAUUUAAUCUAAAAGUGUGCAGUCUAUACAAAAAAAAUCAAACAAUAAUUACCGUCUGAACGGAUCACUGUCAGUUUAGGGAACGUUUAUACUUUUUGUCGGAAUUCAGCCGUUGUGAGCUUUGCGUCGUAACUGAUGUGUCGAGCCACUCAUGUCUGGUUAGUAUCCAUAGAUUUAUUUUGCCAGAAUAAAACGUAACUUGUCCAAACAACUAUUGUCUAAAUUACAGAAACAAUGACAAAUGUAUGUAGUAUACGACUGCAAAUAGAAAUGAACAUACUAAACGUU